Diorhabda carinulata is the source of this 765-nucleotide messenger RNA. RefSeq lists its product as uncharacterized. The record is from RefSeq and is a predicted model, not a curated record. Lineage: Eukaryota; Metazoa; Arthropoda; Insecta; Coleoptera; Chrysomelidae. The transcript is spliced from 4 exons. Bases 1 to 765 code for a protein of 254 amino acids.
AUGUGGAGGUACUUAGUUCCAAUUACAUUAUUUGCAGUGUACGUCACUGGACAAGGCGGUCCUAGAUCAGGGGAUGAACUUGUUUCUACAGUUUUAGACAACUGUAUUGAAAUGGACUGUGUUAAACAGAAUGUUCUGGGAUACCUGAAUAAUGUACUCCACAUCCAGAGCGAUGUUCAGAAUACUAAGAAUCUUGACGCUGCUAUCCUCAAAAGAGUACGAAGAGUAUUAGAUACACAUGAAUUCAGACUAAGAGUUCCAGAGCCCAUAUUGGAACAAACCGAUAUUGUUUACAAUCCCAAAAAUGGAUUAGACAUUGUUUCUAAUGAUGCAAGCAAUGAAGCAAGAGGUCUCGGUUUAAAGAAGAAAUUGUUAUUCCCAAUCCUAUUAUUGUUAAAACUGAAGAAAAACUUGUUGCAGCCUCUUUUCAUCAAGCUUAGUCUUAUUAAAGCAACAAAAGCACUAAUUCUGAGUAAACUAGCAAUCAUUAUUGUCAUCGGUUUCGUCGCUUACCAACUUCUUGGAAAAUCAGGUAUGCCUCUACCUAUGAUGUCAAUGGCUCCCGCAGAGCCACCAGCACCUUUGUAUGGAGCCCCACCAGCUCCAUCCCCAGCUCCACCAAGUUCAUAUGAGCCUGGUUGGGAACCGAACACAGGUGGACCUUACCAAAGAGUAUGGACUGUAUCAAAUGAACCAGCACAAAAUUUGGCCUAUUCCGCAUAUUAUCCAGGCUCUUCUGCCAGUUCUUCAACUAGUCGUCCUUGA